CCUUUAUGGAACUCCCUUGUUCCAUGCUGUACCUGUUCCUUAUUAUUGCACCUCUUUGAAUUCGUCAUCCCCAAAGCAGCAUUCAAACUUAAGCAUUCGUGCAAGCAAUGGCCAUAUACCUGAACGACACGUCUCCUUUCUUCCUGUAGGACAUUGCCGAUACUCUCAUCAUCAUUUUCACAUUGUCACAGCUCCUUCCAACCCUUCAGCUGAGGGGCGGCGCGGGGCAAGAUGGACCCCUCCGGCGAGCUUCCCAACCGGCCGUUGAGCGUCAAGGAUAUUUCAGAUAGAGCUGGAGACUUUGCAUGGAACCCAAACAUCGCCUUCAAAUACUGGGUGCGAGCAGCUGAUACCAUCUAUCGCGAGGGCCUCAACUACAUGCGCGAGGGCAACUUCACUAAUGCCUACCUCUUCUACCUUCGAUACUCGGCAUUGGUUCUUGACUAUGUGGGAAAGCAUCCCGAUGCUCAGGAUCCCGCCUCUAAGGCCGCUCUGAAGCCUCUCCUCAAGCGCAUGCCUCUCAUCUUCGACCAACUCGAACAGCUCAGACCCCACAUCGACAAAACAUACCAGGAAUGGCUGAGGGCCAGUGUUGCCCAAAGGGAUGCCGAAAGGGAUGCCCAACAGCCACAGAAAGCACUCACACAAUACCAGAAGCACGCCGCAAGGGACCCCGCUCUGUCAUGGAACCCGGCAGCCCCUUCGAGGGUGCUCGAUGCUUGGGAGAACCAGGACUUGGCAGUCGACCUGGCUAAGAAAGAAAUCAGCCGGCGAGAUGCUGCUAGGAGAGCGACCCGCCAGGCAGGAAUAUCGUAUGAAGAAGAGCAAAGUCGGCGAGGUGCCGGCGUCUGGGAUGACUGGCAAGGAUGGGGUGGCAACGACUAUAUGACACCCUCCCGCCUGGCAGAGGAGCAAGAAGUACGGAAGAGUAUGGAAUCAACUCGCCAACUAUUAAGCCAAAGAGACCUCCAAGCCAGGGAAGGGAGCGAAGCAAGCCGGCAGAGUUUACAGCCGAGUUCGCGUGCAUAUCAUUAUCCUUCGAUCCACAAACCCGCCCCUCUCCAAUACGCGUCGCAUCCAACCCAGUCACGACAAGAACGCGAAACCCCACAACCACCGCGGCCACCAAAAGAGGACCUGCAACAAUCAUCAUCUCGCCGGUAUGACUCGGCCCCGCCAGCUCUUCCGGAGAAGGGGCCUCUGUUUGCACGAUAUGAGGCGCUGCAUGGGGCACCGACACCGACCCCGCCAGUGCUCCCCGAGGGCGUACCGAAACUGCCGGCCAAGACCAUAGACAGCAAGGCAAAGAAAGAGCGCUACACCUUCCGUCCAGCUGCCUACCUGGAGAGCGGCAAGCCUAUCCGGCCCGUCUUUUUGCCAGACAAACUUCGCGAGACUUUCCUUGAUAUUGCCUCAGAGAACACACGCAAGGGGCUGGAGAUGUGCGGUAUGCUCUGUGGCACCCCGGUUAACAACGCACUGUUCAUCUCUUGCCUCUUGAUUCCUGAGCAGAAAUGCACAUCGGACACGUGCGAGACAGAGAACGAGUCGUCGAUGCUGGAUUACUGCAUCAACCAAGACCUCCUCCUGAUCGGCUGGAUCCAUACCCACCCAACCCAGACAUGCUUCAUGAGCUCACGCGAUCUGCACACCCAGGCGGGAUAUCAGGUCAUGAUGCCCGAGAGCAUCGCCAUCGUCUGCUCCCCCAGGCACUCCCCUUCAUGGGGCAUCUUCCGCCUGACCGAUCCGCCGGGUCUCCCCCACAUCCUCCACUGCAGCCACACCGACACCUUCCACCAGCACUCGAUCGACAACAUCUACACCGACGCCGGCCACCCGCCCGGCCACGUCUACGAGUCCUCCCGCAUGGACUUUUAUGUGCACGACCUGCGGCCGAAGCGAUAGCGUGGCUUCCCCACGACGGCCCUGGCUCGGCUCUCGACCGGCCUAUCCGCGGCCGCCGGUCGGACGUUUGGCGGGAGGCGGAGGCGUCUGUGGACAGGGCUCGCAGGCAGAGGCGCCGACUUGAUCCGCCUGACCCGCCGUCGUCGCGUGCCGUGGUCGACGACGGCUGCCAUGAUCGAGUUCUGGCUCUCCGGCGCGGGGCCGGUGCGUGGUGGAAAGGGGACUCGGAGGGAUGGCUGAGGCUGUGCUAUGCAAUGGAAC
This is a messenger RNA of Phialemonium atrogriseum, 2166 nucleotides long. RefSeq lists its product as uncharacterized. Gene Ontology annotation, cellular component: membrane; endosome. The coding region runs from base 232 to 1905 and encodes 557 amino acids. Gene Ontology annotation, molecular function: K63-linked deubiquitinase activity; protein binding; metal-dependent deubiquitinase activity. NCBI's taxonomy places the organism in Eukaryota, Fungi, Ascomycota, Sordariomycetes, Cephalothecales, Cephalothecaceae. The record is from RefSeq and is a predicted model, not a curated record. The transcript has 3 exons. Gene Ontology annotation, biological process: protein K63-linked deubiquitination.